Molecule: messenger RNA, 1247 nt
Organism: Clarias gariepinus (North African catfish)
Lineage: Eukaryota; Metazoa; Chordata; Actinopteri; Siluriformes; Clariidae
Product: protein PML-like
Exons: 2
Coding region: 298-981 (227 amino acids)
Biological process (GO): DNA catabolic process
Cellular component (GO): cytoplasm
Molecular function (GO): 3'-5'-DNA exonuclease activity; nucleic acid binding
Source: RefSeq, a predicted model, not a curated record
UCUCUGCUCUGCCCCGGCUGUGUGACAGCAUUCACAUUCCUGUCAGAUUUGUCAGCUCUCAAACAGACAGAAAGUGCCGAAAUGGAGUGACUGCUGCACCAGGCACUGACUAAACCUCUCUUUCUUUCUCUCUAGCACUGGACUGUUCUAGUUUUUCAAUUCAUCAUGUGUUUUUUGUGGUUUCACCCGGUUAGUAUGUUCCAGCGCCUCUUCUUCAGGCAGCCCCAUGGUACAGUAACACUUUCUAUGGGCAGCUUUUAUGUCUAGUCGAGUGAACUGCGGCGGUAAAUAGUCAGAAUGAACGUGUUUACAGUGUGUGUGUUGGUCUGCUUGAACUCGGAUACAUGUUUUGUUAGAAAGAAAAAUACAGAGGAAACAGUAAUGAACGUGUUUACAGGUGUUACUCAGGGCGACGUCGAGACGCUGGUGUUCUUUGAUCUGGAAACUACAGGACUAAACACCUCUGCAUGUGAUAUAGUUCAGCUGUCAGCCAUCUGUGGGAAGAGGACAUUUAAUGUCUACAUUUUCCCUCGCUGCAUUAUAGACGCUGGUGCCUCCAGAGUAACAGGCCUGACUACUCACGGAAAGCGACUUCUUCUUCGCGGACAGCCAGUGGAAACAGUCCCCUUAAGAGAAGCUCUUCAUUUGUUCAUCUCCUUUCUUAAAACGAUCAGCAGACCAAUUCUGGUGGGGCACAACUGUAAACAGUUUGACUGCCCUAUUCUGCUGCGCAUCCUAGAUGAGUUUAACUUGCUGGAGGAGUUUAGGGAUGUAGUGUCAGCUUACCUAGACACAUUGAUGCUUAGUAGGAAGAUGUUUCCAAACCUCCAGAAACGUUCACAGCCCUUCCUGGUCCAGCAUUUCCUCCAAAAAGCGUAUGAAGCUCAUAAUGCUAUUGAGGAUGUGCGAGCUCUGCAAGAGCUCUAUAGAGUUUGGAGGCCAAGCCACGACCUCGUAAAUCAUUGUAAAUUUAUCUUAUAGCUUAAAUUCAUCAGGGAGAGUGGGGUGAAUUCUAUGUUAGGUCAGUUGUAUAACUCUAAAACGCAUAAACCAUCUACAAUGCUGUAGUUGUGGCAUUCACUCUGCACAUGCUCAGUUGCAUUCCCUCUCUGAAAAUAAUACAGCACUAAAUAAUUGGUCACAAUCAUAUUUUAUGGUACAAAAGUAUUUUUUUUACCAGGAGAACAGUUCAUUUUGUAUGCAGUUGAAACCAAAAUAGACUGCAGCAGAUCAGUAUUUAGAUUGAU